GCUUAGAAGUUACCGUCAAAAUGUCUGCUACGAUAAUGUGUCAUUUUACAAUGGAAUCGUUCGAAAUUAUUGAAGAAACGAAGCGAAAUAUUGUGCCUGAAGUAACAAGAUUUAUUAAAAACUCAUCGUUGAAAAAUAAUAAGUGUGGUGCAACGAAAAAUCAGUUGUCAUAUUGCGAACAAGAUAUUCUACGUGAUUACAUUUGUCACGGUUGCGAGGGCUAUCUUUGUUGUAAACAAAGAAGAUUUAUGAGAAUUAAAAGAGGUUGUAGAGGAGUAUCAGUGUGUUGAAUAAAACAUUACCUUUGCUUCCUCCUUAAACAUGUAUUCUGUGCAGAGUUUACCUGCAAAAACAACAGUGGAGAAAAUGUAUUCGAUGAACGAUGCAUUGAACAAAGAAAGAAAUAUGCCAAGCCCAAAGAAGGAAACCAUGUUCCAUAGUGUUUUUAAUGCUCUGAACAUACUUCGGGAGCAAUUCUCUAAAGUUUCUGCUUCAUUCAUAGCAAGCAUUAAUUAUCCAUUGUCUGUAACACUUGUGAACAAUGAAGGUGUAAUUCCUCAAGAUUUUUUUAAAAAUUUGACAAAUAAAAGAGAGUUAUUAGGUACUGAUGAUAUAUACAUCCACAAUACCCAAUUAAAAGAAUCUUUAAAUAUUGUUGAAAGUGUCCACAGUGAUGUAUUUGAUGAAAAGCAACAUUAUGUAGGUAGAAUUUUUAAUGAAAACACAGAAGCUAAUUUAAAAUUUAGCUAUGAAUACAUUGAUAACAAGAACAAAGAUACAAGAUCUGGUAAAAAAGAGUCAGUUAUUAAGGAUGAUAUUAAAAGCAAUACAACUAAUUGUAAUUACUUAGUACCAAUUGAGAAUUCAAACAAGGUAUGUGAGCAGAAAUUGUAUGAAUAUAUUUGUUCAGACAUAAACGCACAGAAAGUAUAUGCUGGAAAUAAUUGUGAAAAUACUUAUAGUAAGAGCACUUGUAAUAAGGAACAAUUUUCCAAUUACGUUUGCAACAGCGUAGACGAUAAGAUGAUCACACAUAUAGAACCACCUAAUUGUUCACCAUCUAAUUUAGACUUGUGUACACAAUCAGUUCAACAAACCACUGUAUCAAAUCUGUUUACAAAUAUGUUCCAAAAAGUUUUUGGCGGUGUAACAAAUCGUUUUUGUAGAACAGACUCUGAAUCGGAUAUCACAAUGAAACGAUCAUUCUUAUCGAAGCAGCGAAGAAAGCUUAACGCUGCAGCAAAAGGUAGGGGUCGAGGACGAGGAAAGUCGCAGCUUAGACGUUCCGGUGUCAGUCAAACAAGACACAGGAAGGAACACACUAAGCACGACAUUGAGGAAGAUAUACAAAGCGAUUUUACCACCUGGCAAGAAUUUGAAAUAUGUCACAUAACAGAAAGUAAAGAAUCAGAAGACUAUUUUAGUGUAGAUGAGGAUACAGUAGAUGGAUUCAGUACUGUACAUUAUGUUAUACCAAAAACAGUUAGCCCUGUAGCAUAUACAUUUGCUGAUGUAAAACCUAAAAUUCAAAAAUCAAAUACACGCAGAAAUGUUGAUCAGGGAAUAUCUAAAUUUUCUGCAAAAAUGAAAAGUAUACCUGAAUGCACAGAGGAAACAAAUAUCUUUGACCAAAAUUUUGUUGAAGAUAGAUACAAUUUACAGAAGAAUACAUUUCGGCCACGCCUGAUAUCAGAAAGUUCUAUCGAUUCAGAAGAUAGUUAUUGUAUAGUCUUUGAAACUAGUUCUGAAGUAACUUAUAAAAGUGACCUUGAUAGUGAGGAGAGUGAAGAAACGAGCGAAGAUGAGGGAGGAUGUAAAGAUGAAGAAUCUGUCCCUCCAGUUCAAAAAGUGAAAUUUAAUUUAAAUCCAGUCGUUCACGUAAUGAUGCAUUGGGAUUAUGCGUACCGUGCGGCUCGGAAAGGUCCAUGGGAGGAGAUGGCUAGAGACAGAGAACGGUUUAGAGGGCGUAUAAAUUGCAUAGAACGUGUUCUUAAUCCAAUAUUAACUACUCAACACAGAACUCACAUUUGGCAAGAACGAUUUGCACUUACUAAAUAACAUUUAUAUUCACCGACCCUUUUAAGGUAACUGCAUCGUUGAAAAUUACAAGGUAUAGAAGAAGAGAUGAUGUAUCAUAGUAAAAGAGAAUAUGUAUAAUAUGUCUUCCAAAAUGAUAAAAUAGGCUGUGAAUAAAUAGUG
Molecule: messenger RNA, 2199 nt
Organism: Habropoda laboriosa
Lineage: Eukaryota; Metazoa; Arthropoda; Insecta; Hymenoptera; Apidae
Gene: PPP1R15
Exons: 4
Coding region: 322-2058 (578 amino acids)
Biological process (GO): response to endoplasmic reticulum stress
Cellular component (GO): protein phosphatase type 1 complex; endoplasmic reticulum
Molecular function (GO): protein phosphatase regulator activity
Source: RefSeq, a predicted model, not a curated record